This is a messenger RNA of Octopus sinensis (East Asian common octopus), 2604 nucleotides long. RefSeq names its product leucine-rich repeat neuronal protein 2-like. The transcript is spliced from 2 exons. NCBI's taxonomy places the organism in Eukaryota, Metazoa, Mollusca, Cephalopoda, Octopoda, Octopodidae. The record is from RefSeq and is a predicted model, not a curated record. The coding region runs from base 611 to 2125 and encodes 504 amino acids. Gene Ontology annotation, molecular function: protein binding.
GCGCAAAAUGAGCAGCUGUCAGAGUUUACCAUAUACCUUACUACAAAUUUCAUACGUGACAACCAAAUAAAUAAUGUACUCCAGGUACACUAUGCCCAAAAACAAAAACAAAAAAAAACAGGGUAGUCGCGGCUGAAAUGUUCAAAGCGAUCACUCCUACUCGAUAAACACUGAAACGGCAAACGGCUUGCAAAUCUGGCAACCACUUCUAAUCUAUGUUUUAAAUAAGAUUAUUUAAAGUUUAUCUGAUUUGUAAUCUGGAUUAAUUAGGUUUAUCAUAAAUAUUGUUGUGCUGUGAUGUCACUGCUAAUAACGAAAAGAGCUGCCCUGUACGGCAAUUGUUGUGUCUGGACCUUGUUUAACUGUUACUGUUUUGGGACCAUGUACUGAAUGAAAUUUUGAAUUGAUGGUAAAAACAAGAGACAAAACCCACCUUCAGUGCCUUCAAAAAGGAAAUCUUUCAAAAGUUCUGAACUAAAUCUCUUACCAAAUAUAGAGAAACAGAACCUUGGACGUAGAUAAAUACAAAGUUUUCAUUAUGAACUUUUAAUUUGAUUUUUUUUAAAAUAAAUUCUAUGCAAUAAGAUCUGGUGAUUGGGUGUCUGAAAAAAUGGUUUUAAUUAGGAUAAUUUUAUUAUUCUUGACAUUUGGAAAUGUAUGCAUUGCUGUAUAUUGUCCUGAAAACUGUAAUUGUUUCAAGAACUUUGGGCUUUUAGAUUGUUCAAAUACAUUUAAAACUAUUAUACCAGAUAAUAUUGAUUCACCUAAAUUUAUUACAGAGUUAGUCCUAAGAGGCAAUCAAAUCAAACAACUAAAUGUUGAUCUGCAUCAAUAUAGCAGUUUAACAUAUUUCGACAUUUCCUCUAAUGGUCUGAUCAAUAUUGAAGACAAUUCUUUUGAGCACAUGGGAAAACUGCACACAUUGAUCAUGAGAAAUAACCUUUUAUCGAAUCUAAACAACAAAACACUUUAUGGUUUAAAGAACUUGGUGUCUUUAGACCUAAGUCAAAAUCAUUUGACUGUUUUACUCGACAAUACUUUCCAGUAUUUUCCCAAACUACUUGAAUUGAAUCUAACUGGAAAUUUUAUUCAUAGUAUAAGUGGCAAUGCCUUCAGUGGUCUCUAUGCAUUGGAUAGUUUGCAUCUGACAUCUAACAGAUUGAUGGCUAUUCCUGUUGUGGCUUUCAAAAACGUUAAACAUUUACGGUUUCUUAACUUGGAAGGCAAUAACAUACAUCACUUACUCAAUUAUAGCUUUUGUAACAAUUCAAUGCUUGCAGAUAUUAAUAUUGCAAAUAAUGAUUUGAAAAUAAUUGAAGACAAAGCAUUCAGCGGGUUAGAGAACUCUUUAGAAUCCUUAGACUUGCAUCAAAAUUAUUUACCUGUUGUACCUACACAAGCAUUUCUUCAACUUGAACAACUUUCAAAACUUGACCUCGGUGCAAAUAGGAUAAGUGUUAUUGCAUCAAAUUCGUUUUACAAUUUAUCUCAUCUUGAAGUUUUAUAUCUAAACGAUCUUAAUGACUUAACAAAAAUCAAUGGUCUAGCUUUUAAUCUUACCCAUUUAAGAGUGCUCCACAUUGCUUUCAACCCACUUUUAAGAUACAUACACCCAAAAGCACUCUAUAAUUUACCUGCUUUGAAAGUUGUUUAUUUAAAUAAUAAUGGAAUACAUAAAUUUCCCAAACAUUUUCUUCCCUGGGAGAAUUUGGAAACUCUUGACAUGAGUGGAAAUUUUAUUGAUUGUGAUUGUGAUGCACAAUGGCUGCUAGAUGUUUUUAAUGAAAUUAGUAAUAAUAAAAAGAAUUUCAUACAAAAAUCAUUACGCUGUCGUUCACCCAAACAUCUUCUGGACCUACCGGUUUCGACAUUAAAGCCUUCUGAUUUUCAUUGUCAUAAAUUAGCAUAUGGCUAUGAUGCUAAACACCAUAAUAAAACAUUAGUUGUUGUCAUUCUUAGUGUAUGUUCUACUGUGGCAACAAUUCUAAUUUUAUUCAGUCUCUGGCAUUUUAGAGUGAAAAUAUUUCCCAUUGCAGAAUGGCAGUCUAACUAUACGAGACAAAAGAACAUUCUCACAGAUCCUCAGAAUGAGGAAGACAGCCUUUCUGCUGAUACUGUAGCAUAACUUAAGAAAUAUCAGACAUUAGUUGGGGAGACGAAGAGAUUGUUGACGACAAAGGUGACAGUUGUUCUUGUGGUAAUUGGUGCACUUGGCACAACACGCAAAAUGCUACCUAAGUGGCUGAAGGAUACAGGAAUUGAGACUUGCAUUGUCGACCUGUAAGAAUCUUAAGAAAGAUUCUUGAGAUUUGAGAAGACUUGUUGUCAGCAAACUUCAAGUAACAUCCAUAUUAAUUAAAUUAGCAUAUAACUUUUGAAUAAUAAUAAUUAUGACAUUAUUAUAAUUAUUAUGGAAGGUGGUGAACUGGCAGAAUCAUUAGUGUGCUGGACAAAAUGCUUGGAGGUAUUUCGCCCUUCGCUAUGUUCUCAGUUCCAUCUCCACCAAGGUUGACUUUACCUUUCAUCCUUUCAGGGUCGAUACAAUAAGUACCUAUUUCUUUACUACCCACAAGGGGCUAAACACAGAGGGGACAAAUAAGGACA